CCUUACGCUCUUCCGGGUUCAUGGUCGGACUUUCAUAUUGCAAUUUGCAAAUGUUACAAGUGUGGAAUUGUGUAUUUCAUGUACUGUGAUUUUUGUUGCACUGUGAUGGAAUUCUGAUAGAAACCUGUGACGCUCUGUUUGAAUACAAACAAUAUCUUUUCUAUGUUCACAGAUGGGUGUUCUCCAAGUCACAAAACAAAUGUUCAAACUUAUGGUGCUGUUGUUUGUUUCAAUACAAAGUUUGACAGUUGCCAUCCAAGAGAAUCACACCACAGUUGAUGACAUCAAGACACAACUUGGUCUUCAAUCUACAAAGGCUCCCGCAUCUCCCGAGCCUAAAAAUUGUCCUGUAAACGGAGGGUUGGUCGCAAUGGCUAUCAUCAUGAGCCUCCUUUUCGGUGCAUGUGCUAUAGGGAAUGUGUAUCAGCUUUACAAGAGACGUCAGCCAAAAAAGACUCGGAGGAACAAAAGUGUUCAAAUCUAAAGAUGGUUGCUUUACAACUAUAACCUGCUGAGAAAAAGAAACAUCACAGAUUCUCUUUCAAGGCGUCGUUGUAAAACAACAGCUUACUAUUACUUUUGGAGCCACCAAACCAGUGCCUUAGCAACAUCACGAUUGGUUUACAUUUGCACCUUUUUGUAACAUUGUAAGCUUUGUUCAGAGAUAAUUCCCGUACUAUUUCUUAAGUACUUUUGACAUUCUGGAAAAAACACUACUGUACUUUCUAAGUCACUUUUAUCUGAAAUAUAUAGGUCGGAAUUUUUUUUAUAAUUUUUAUUUUAUAGGUAAGAUUUUGGGAAACAUUUUGCCAGAAAAUUUUUGUAAAGAAUAACAUUGCAACAAUUUUCUUUUAAAAGAGCAAGUUUUUUAUUAAUUGGUGGUUGACACAACAGAGAGGAAAGAAAUUGGACAAUUUGUUUUUGGACAUCUAUGAUAAUUAUCUGUUUAAUGGACCUACCGUUAUAGCCCUGAAUUGGAAAACCCCUAGGUGUGAUAUUUCUAACAAGACUUUUUUUCAUUUUCCCCCCAAACUUAUUACGAUGUCUUACUAAUACGAGAUCCACAAUGUAAAGAGGUAUUCAUAUUAUGCUACUA
Messenger RNA from Patiria miniata (bat star), 1096 nucleotides. RefSeq lists its product as uncharacterized. The record is from RefSeq and is a predicted model, not a curated record. NCBI's taxonomy places the organism in Eukaryota, Metazoa, Echinodermata, Asteroidea, Valvatida, Asterinidae. The transcript has 4 exons. Bases 173 to 484 code for a protein of 103 amino acids.